Carassius auratus (goldfish) is the source of this 2750-nucleotide messenger RNA. RefSeq names its product ankyrin repeat domain 33Ab (gene ankrd33ab). The record is from RefSeq and is a predicted model, not a curated record. Lineage: Eukaryota; Metazoa; Chordata; Actinopteri; Cypriniformes; Cyprinidae. The transcript is spliced from 5 exons. Gene Ontology annotation, molecular function: protein binding. Bases 226 to 1623 code for a protein of 465 amino acids.
UUUAUACACCCCUGUGUGUUCACAUCACAUACUACUGCACACACGAUGAGGAAGAUGUCAAGCUGAUGGUUGUAUUUUCUGCAAGCUAAGGUUUCUGAUAAUGACUUGAGACAUUUUUUAAGGGAUUAGCAGCAUUCACUUCUUCUGAAGUGUGAACACAGACAGGGGCCUCACUUUCCUCAUAUGCCAACAAAGAUGGUAUAGGCAAGACUGAUCUCUGGAGGCAUGGCAGCAGUUCAAAGAUCUGCCUUUGUGGACCCAAAUCUGGGGUCAGGCCCGGACGAGGAUGAAAUCUCAUUGUUGGAAGAAGAGUCGGACUCUGGAAGCUUGUUGUCCGAUGAUUCUGUUCUUCCGGAUUAUGAACAAGAGGAAAGGAAAAAAGGAACUGCCAACACACUAUAUGAGGCUUGUGUCCAAAAUGACCCAGAGGCACUGAAGAGAGUGUUGGAACGAGGUGUGACCUAUGAUGAGGUCAUGGAAGUUGACCUUAAUGGCAGGAAUGGACUGAUGGUGGCUGCAUAUAAAGGCUUUCUUCCAGUUGUUUACGAGUUGCACGGCUGUCCACAUCUGGAUAUUAACCACCAAGACAAUGAAGGCAACACUGCUUUAAUGAUCGCAGCUCAAGCUGGUCAUGUCUCCAUAUGUAACUACAUCAUGAAUUACUUCCCUGGAGCAGAGACAGAGAUCAGAGACUACAGAGGAUUCACUGCCCUCAUUAAAGCUGCCAUACAGGGCAGGAAUGAUGUGGUGGCAGCUCUUAUAAUGCACGGUGCUGAUGUAAAGGCUGUAGACUCCAACCGUGGUAAAUGUGCACGUGACUGGGCACUGAAAACAGGUCGCUUUGACACGCUGAAUCGUCUGCGUCACCUUGCGCUCCAUCCCACAGCUGAACAGUUCUGUGACACCUACGUUCCAGAGUGGCCCAACCUUAAGGUGCUGGUCAGCAAAGCAACAGCCAAUAAGAGUGCCAGCCAGAAGCUGACCCAUCAUCUCAAGGGUACUUUUGGUUUCAGUUUCCCACGUGACCCGCAGGAAAAUGGUGUCAUGGAUCACAUGGUGCGAAUGACCACCAGCCUACACAGCCCGCUCAUAGCCACGGCCACACGGCCGCUGUGCCCAAGCAGCCCUCCACAGAUGGGUAAACGUCGGCUUGCUGUGGCUGAACUGAUGCAGAAGUACUCACAGAAGCAGCUGGAGGAGAGUUCACUGUGCCAUCGAAACAGCUCCAUCUCCUUCAUUUCUUCUUCUGUCCACUCGGCUGAGUCUGUCUCUUUGUCCUGCUGUGCCGAUACAGAGAGACGCGGCAGUGUGCUGUCCAUUGCUCAGUCUGGAAUGCGCACAUUCAUUCCUCGUAGUAUGGCAUCAAGGCGCAGUAGCAUCUUCCCCUCUGGCUGUAUCCCACAGAUUGAAGUUACUAAAUCCUCUGAGCCCACCCCAAAAAAGGAGAAGAAGAAAAAAAAGCAGAAAGGUUACCUGGAGCCUCCAAAGUGGAAGUAUAAGGAGGCCAAGGAUGAGAAGAAGAAAGAGAAGAAAGUAUUGAAGGAAAAGGAAGAGAAGGAAAAGGAAAAGGAGAAGAAAAGCAAAGACAAGGAUAAAGGAAAAAGGAAAAAGGAAAAAGCGUGAUGACUAAGAUGGGCUUUCUGAACCCUCAGUAAGGUUGUAGAUGCCUUCAGUGUAAUUGUGUGUGGGGAAAUGCUUGAUGACAGAUUCAGUAAAGCAAUGCAGUGAAGAACGCAUGGGCCCUGAAAAGAGGAAGUGCAUUUUGAAACCUCAGUGGUGCAUUCCUGUCUCACGAAAAUCCCUUCCAACUUCCUAUCAGGGCAAUUUAUCUAUGACGGUUUAAGUCAGUCUUAUAGGCUUUAAGGUCUCUGAUUGGAUGACUUACGUGUAGAAUAAUUCCUGAAAGAGUGCUGUAUGUAAAUAAUCACAUACAGUACAUCAUCAGAACUGAAUAGUGCUUUUUCAGAAAAAAAAAACACAGUUACAUUAACCACAGUUUACUUGCAAAAUUACUGUAUCCCACAGCAAUUAGGGUUAUGUGCAACAAACUUCUGUAAUCAGGUUACAUCAUUUCCAGAUCAGAUUUCUUUUGUAUGUGCUUUCUUAAAUAUGGAGUUUUUUCACUCAAGAUGCCUUUGAAGCAAAUAUACCACUCAUAACAAAUGUCAAUCACAAACGCAGAUUGCUAUCUAAAAAAUAUAUAUUUUUCUUCUUCUCACUAAAAUUUGGAUAUUAAAACUGAAUAAAUUCCUGCAAUAAAAACAAAUAGCUAAGUUACAUUAAAAGUUCAUAGAUAGCACUCCGUUCAUACUGCUAUUAAUACUUUCUUGACAAGCGGAUGCAACGAGACCAGCUUUGCGGUUUGGUCAGAUGACAACAAAAUACCCUAUUCACCUCCUAAAAAACUAAAAAACUAUUUUUUGCAACUACUGUACUUUCAGAAAAAGUACAAUGCUAUAAGGUACAUUCUUGUACCUUAUUUACCUCCAUCUACUACAUAUUAUGCUACAUAUUAGUAACUUAAAGGCAGUGGUUCUGAACUUUGUUCCUGAGGAGAUCCUUUGUAUGUCUCUCUUGUCUAACACACUCAGUUCAGUUGAUGGAUUCUCUUCUAAUGAGCUGAUGAUUUCAAUCAGGUGUGUUAAAGAAGGAAGAUAUACAAAUAAUAUUGAUGAUGUAUUAUGUUUGUAAAUGUGUAUGAUUGUAUUGUAACAUACUGUAAAUAUGAUUUAAUAAACUAUGUAAACCGA